Messenger RNA from Haliotis rufescens (red abalone), 2732 nucleotides. Its product is annotated as solute carrier family 15 member 4-like. Gene Ontology annotation, cellular component: membrane. The record is from RefSeq and is a predicted model, not a curated record. Bases 145 to 2082 code for a protein of 645 amino acids. NCBI's taxonomy places the organism in Eukaryota, Metazoa, Mollusca, Gastropoda, Lepetellida, Haliotidae. Gene Ontology annotation, biological process: transmembrane transport; oligopeptide transport. Gene Ontology annotation, molecular function: transmembrane transporter activity. The transcript has 8 exons.
CACAUGACAUUGUAAGGAAAGAUGGCGUUGUACAACAACAAAGUUCGUCGCGCCUUGAGAAAGUUUGUUAACGUGAUGAUACGAUUUAACCAGUGACAAGUACAACUUGGACAGCAGCAAUACACAAAUUUCAUAUUCGCCGCCAUGUCAGACGAACGCCGUGCCCUGCUCCCUCGUAGAAAUGAAGAACUUUCUCUGGGCCCAACCAGGACUCGAAAUAGUUUGUGGUCUGUUCGAUCUGCCUGUGGGGCGAUCCUGUUGUCAGUCGUUUUGGAAAGACUGGCAUUCUAUGCGCUUGCUGGAAAUUUAGUGUUAUUUCUCAACAGCCAACCGUUCACAUGGGAGUCUUAUCAUGCGAUGAACGCUUCCUUUUAUUUUCUAGGUCUCUCGUUUGUGACUUCAUUAUUUGGAGGAUGGUUGGCCGAUUCAGUGUUUGGAAGAUUCAAGGCUAUCAUAGUAGCGCUAGUAAUUUAUAUAGUUGGGUAUGCCUUUAUGCCUCUAUUGUCACCAAAGGACGACAGCAAGUCCCUUUAUUUGCCAGACGUCUGCCGAAUCCACAACGUCACACCGAUAUCUCAUAGAAUUCACACGCAUGACUUUGAUCUCAGUGACUCAAAUGACAAGAAUCCAUUUGAUGAAAAAUGUGCCUGGCUCAUCUUCAUUGUCCUGACAGUCAUUGCUGUAGGAAAUGGCUCAUUCAAAGCAAAUAUUGCUCCAUUUGGAGCAGAUCAGGUGAAUCAGGAGGGUCAACAGGUGACACUCGGUUUCUUCAACUGGUUCUACUGGUGUGUGAACCUGGGCGCCUUCAUCGGGCUGCUCGCCAUCACCUGGGUGGAGCAGAUGAAGAGCUUCUUCUACGGCUACCUGUCAGCCUGUGUGUGUCUGUCUGUGGGGGCCAUCAUCUUUAUACUGGGUGGCUGUUGUUAUGUACGACGACCAGCUGCUGGAAGUAUACUGACAAACAUUUUCCGAAUCAUCCGUGAAGCUUUUCGGAUGCGACGUCGAAGACGCCGGGACUAUCGCACAAAGUCAAUAACUGGUGGAAAGAUGGUGGAUGAGGCUGAGCCACUCCAUGAGAGGCUGAGUUUCUUGGACUAUGCCAAACAUCGCCAUGGUGGAGUGUUCCAUGACUCCCUGGUGGAGGAUGUGAAGGAGCUGAAGAAGGUCCUGUGUGUCUUUGCUGUCCUCAUCCCCUACUGGAUGGUGUACUUCCAGAUGCAGACUACGUUUCUGGUUCAGGGCCUACAUAUGAAACUCAUGUUCCACCUGAACGAGUCGAACGAUGAUCCACCACAUCCACAGUUGGUGGUGGCUUGGUUCUCCCUGUUCGAUGUUGUCUUCCUCAUCCUGCUGCUGCCGCUGUUUGACCGGGUCAUCUACCCUCGUCUGGCCAAGGCUGGACGCCCCUUCGGAAUGACUAAGCGUAUCAUUGUAGGAAUGGUAUUUGCAAUGGCGGCUAUGAUAGUGGCUGGAGUGGUGGAGCACUACCGAUUGGAGGCCUUCUGGCCAUAUCCUAACAGUACAUGCACGAACCAUUCCAUAAACCAGAAAAUCGGAAAUACAACGUACCAAGCAGCAGACUUCAGCAUCCUGUGGCAGAUCCCUCAGUAUGCCCUGAUAGGCACCAGUGAAGUGUUCACCAGCGUGGCAGGCCUCCAGUUUGCCUACUCCAUGGCACCGAAGUCAAUGAAGGGCAUUAUCAUGGGGCUGUUCUACUUCUCCUCCGGGAUCGGCAGCUUCCUGGGAACAGCUUUCAUCUCCGGCUUCUACAGCACCAACACAUGGUUCCACUCCUCUGAUUUUGGUGACAUCAACUGCCGUCUGGCUUGCGAAGAGGAACCCAAAGGGGACGUUAGGAAUCAAGCUUGUCACCUCGACUAUUACUUUUACCUGCUGGCUGGGGUGGAGCUAGUCGGACUUAUUUUAUUCAUUGUUGUUGCGAAAGUGUUUAAAUUGGGUGUAGAGACCCAACAGAGAUUGCAAGUGGGUUCCUCAGAGCCGUUCCCACCUGAAGCAAAGAUGACUGAUGCUAAAGAUGGGCGUCAUUCUAUACAGAGAACGACGUCUAACUUGUCAUCUUAGCAUUGAGUCGAUCUGGACAGGGUGGGUGGAGUGGAAGAUCUUUAAUGUGUGAUUGGUGUGUGCAGGCUGACUGGUUGAAGAUGUUGUUGAACUGGGCCCACUUGCACAAAGCGAUCUUAGCCCUAAGAUGAUGGUAACUCCCACACUUUAACAUAGGCUUACAAUAGUCGUAGCGCUAAGAUCGCUUUGUACAAGUGGGCCCAGUUCAACAACAUCUUCAGUGACUAUUGUAAGCCUAUGUUAAAGUAUGGGAGUUACCAUCAUCUUCGGAAUAAGAUCGCUUUGUGCAAGGGGGUCCAGGAUCAGAAGCUGGGAAGUCUGGACUUUGGAUUGUGUGAGAAUACUGUAUUACGUUUGAGAAAGGUGACAUUCAACUUUUUGGAGUUGAAUUUAUAAUUAGUUGGAUAUUAUACUGUGAUUGGCAACGACAAAGCUCUCUGUUCUGUAGUGAAUUUCCUGAGGUCUUCCCGAAAGUUGUUCAUGUGUUUUUAUAUGUCCAAUCUCAUUCAAAUCAGAUCACUUACUCCGAUGUGAUUCCUCGCUGUGUGAAGUUGUGAAGACACCUCCAAAGAGUGAGUGAGUUGGGUUUAACGCCGCUUUUAACAGUAUUCCAGUUAUAUCACGGCGUGUCAGCUUAAUGUGGGAGUAAA